AUGAAUAUUAACUCUAUUUUUUCCUAAACUACAUUAUUUUCUCUAUAUUUUUAUACGUAUACAUUCCAUAUAAUAAAUGUCGACUUUCUAAAAUUUCUAAUCCAAAGCGCACAAAUCAAAUCUGCACUUCUCAUCUUCCCUAUAAUCUUCUACUCGUAUUUCACAUAUCAUAGAACUGCCCCACCACCACCACCACCACCACCAACACAUCAAUGGCGAAUACAACCUCCGUAGAUCCCCGUAACGGCUUCAAUUCCACCACCAAAAUCUUCCACAGCCUCCGCCCUCCGGCACCUCUCCCUCCACCAUCACAACCACUCUCCAUCACCGACUACACACUCUCCCUCCUCCAAUCCAACCCUACAUUCUCCCCCAAUACCGAUUUCCUCAUCGACUCCACCACCGGCCACCGCCUCUCCUACUCCGAUUUCAUCCGUCAAACUCACUCUCUAACCGCCUCACUCGCCACAAUUCUUCCACCACAUGUUAAAAAUCAAGUUGCACUGAUCCUAUCUCCAACUUCCUUACACAUUCCGGUAUUAUAUUUCUCUCUUCUAGCCCUAGGCGUCACUAUUUCACCUGUUAAUCCGGUUUCAACCAAAUCGGAGUUAACUGACCUUGUUCGGAUUAGUAAUCCUGUAAUCGCCUUCGCUACAUCCGCCGUUAGUUCUAAACUACCGUCGUCGUUUCCGUUAGGUACGAUUAUCAUCGAUUCUCCACAAUUCGUGUCAAUGUUACAAAAUUCAAGCUCUGGCGUCAUUCAUCGGAAAGUUAACCAGUCCGAUACGGCGGCGAUUCUGUAUUCCUCCGGUACAACCGGCAGAAUCAAAGGUGUGCAGUUAUCUCACCGGAAUUUCAUCGCGAUAACCUCCGCUUCACAAAUUAGUAGAUUCACGAGAGACGAAGAUGCAUCUGCAUCUCCACAACCGCAUCCGGUUUCGUUGUUUCCGUUACCUUUAUUUCACGUUUUUGGAUUUUUUAUGUUAAUUAGGGCUACGUCGCUCGGUGAGACGCUGGUUUUGAUGGAGAAGUUUGAUUUUAAUAAUAUGUUGAAAUCGGUGGAGAAGUAUAAGGUGACGUAUAUGCCGGUGUCGCCACCGCUCGUGGUGGCGAUGGCGAAAUCCGACGUCGUUUUGAAGUAUGAUAUGAGUUCGCUUCUGUUGAUUGGUUGUGGUGGUGCUCCGCUUGGAAAAGAAGUGGCUAAGAGCUUCGCGGUGAGGUUUCCUCAUGUGGAGAUUGUGCAGGGGUACGGUAUGACAGAGACUGGGGGAGGGGUUACAGGAAUGAGCAAUCCAGAUGAGUGUGAACGCUAUGGAUCCGCCGGCCGUUUAUCAUGUAACGUGGAGGCCAAGAUAGUUGAUCCUGAAACUGGUGAGGCUUUAUCGCCUAUGCAACAAGGAGAACUAUGGCUAAGAGGGCCCAUGAUCAUGAAAGGUUAUGUUAGAGAUAAGGAAGCAACUGCUGCAACUAUGGAAUCUGAGGGGUGGUUAAAGACUGGUGAUCUCUGUUAUUUCAAUUAUGAUGGUUUCCUUUUCAUUGUUGACCGAUUAAAAGAAUUAAUCAAAUAUAAGGCUUAUCAGGUCCCACCAGCUGAAUUAGAGCGCUACCUUCAAUCAAUCCCAGAUGUUGUAGAUGCUGCUGUGAUUCCAUAUCCAGAUGAAGAAGCUGGGCAAAUUCCCAUGGCGUAUGUUGUGAGAAAACCUGGAAGCAAAAUCAGCGAGGCCCAAAUCAUGGAGAUAACUGCAAAACAGGUAUCACCAUACAAAAAGAUUAGAAAAGUUGCAUUCAUAAACGCAAUUCCGAAGACCCCAGCAGGAAAGAUAUUGAGAAGGGAGUUGGUUAAGCAUGCUUUAUCUGGUGCUUCAUCUAAAUUGUAAUCAGUUAUAGUUCAUCACUAUUUGUUUAAUUCCAGAUACAUUGUUUUAUAAGGUGGUUUCUUAGAGUAAACUUCCAAUAUCGUAAUUAUUUUGCUCUGAUGGACUACUACAUACAUUGUGUGGGACAAAUAAUUUGUUCAUAUUGUUCCAAGGAAUUCGUUGUCCAAUCUUGUUUGUAUAUAGAUUGGGCUACUUUGAUUUCCUGA
Helianthus annuus (common sunflower) is the source of this 2083-nucleotide messenger RNA. Its product is annotated as 4-coumarate--CoA ligase-like 9. The transcript is spliced from 6 exons. Lineage: Eukaryota; Viridiplantae; Streptophyta; Magnoliopsida; Asterales; Asteraceae. The record is from RefSeq and is a predicted model, not a curated record. Gene Ontology annotation, molecular function: CoA-ligase activity. The coding region runs from base 213 to 1877 and encodes 554 amino acids.